Chelmon rostratus (copperband butterflyfish) is the source of this 3894-nucleotide messenger RNA. RefSeq names its product fms related receptor tyrosine kinase 3 (gene flt3). Gene Ontology annotation, cellular component: signaling receptor complex. The transcript has 24 exons. Gene Ontology annotation, biological process: protein phosphorylation; cytokine-mediated signaling pathway; positive regulation of kinase activity. Gene Ontology annotation, molecular function: ATP binding; transmembrane receptor protein tyrosine kinase activity. The record is from RefSeq and is a predicted model, not a curated record. Bases 56 to 3130 code for a protein of 1024 amino acids. Lineage: Eukaryota; Metazoa; Chordata; Actinopteri; Chaetodontiformes; Chaetodontidae.
GUUUCGCUGUCUGACAUGUUCAUGAGUAUGUGACACCGACAGAAAGAAAGCAUCAAUGCCGAGACGGAGCGAUAUGAUUGUGGCUGUUCUGCUGCUGUACGCCAUGGAGCUGCACUGCUCUGACAGUGUGGCAGCGCAGAAUCAAGCCUGCGUACCCAGUCGUGAGGUGGCAUGUUUUGUGCCAGCUGACUAUCUGAAUGCAUCUGGUCCUGUCAGCAUAGAGGUGUGUAUUGGUAAGAAACUUGUCAUCUCCCUGGUGCACGUCUCUGGUUCUCCCAUCUGCCACUGGAUCAGAGGAGCUGACCCAGUACUGACAGUAAACGCGAGUGACUCGAUGGCCCUACCGCCGCUUUCUGAAACAGAUUCAGGGGAGUACACGCUGAGCUGUGAAAGUAGCAAUGAGACCAGGUCCUCUCUGACUGUAUCUCUUCAUGUAGUAACGAAACGUCCCACAAAACCAAAGCUGAUACUGGACCAUGUAGAUGACCCGAUGCGGUCCCCUCAUUUCACAUGCAUCUCUGAGGGCUGCCCAAAGCCAACAAUUAAAUGGUCUGGAAACAAGGCGGGGAAACACAAUCCUGCAAAUAGUGAAAAGGUGUAUAGCACAAUAUCCAGUACUGAAUAUUCUGCUCACAGAGCGAUGUGCUGUGCUACCAAUACUGAAGGACAAGAAUGCUCCCAACUGUAUGACUACGAACUGCAGAGUGGGAGACACGAUGAGGUUUCUAAUGUGACCGUGAGUCCUGGUCAGUCUUUACUGCUUCGCUGCCGAAUACGACAGCCCUUGCCGGCGUCACUUGUGUGGCAGAAUGACCACAAAAUAUUGAAUGCCAACACCUUAGCAUGUUCUUCUAUAGUCAAGGAGGAGAUCUGCAUUAAAAAUGACUCACAUUAUGACAGUUGGAUGGCCUACCUGCUCAUCAGAUCAGUCAGUGUGGACCACAGUGGCACAUAUACCUGCAGCAGUCCAAAAGGCAAAACUAAGUCUGUCUACGUCCAUGUCCAGGCUGAGGGUUUCCUCUCUGUCCAGUUGGAUAAGAGCAAGAUCAUAGCAGGUCAAAAUGCAUCCAGCUCCUGUUUGCAAGCCAGUGUUUCCUACCACCCUGUGCUCGAGCACUGUUCCUGGGAAGCUCCUGAUAAAACGAUGACUAAAUGCAUCAGGGAGGACUGGGUGACAAAGCACAGGACGGUGAAGCUGUGUCAUCCACUCAAAUCAGGAGAUUAUAAACUACACUUGGAGGGUGGAGGACUAAAAGAAACAAAGACCAUAUCAGUGUGUGUUGUUGACGAACCAACAUUUAAAUUCAGGAUUAACGAAGAUAAUAAUACCUUGACCUUUGAGACUGUGAGCCUUGUGCCAGCAAAUUAUACCUGGAUGUCUUGUUCUUCGUCCAACGACAGCUGUGAAACAGACUCUUCCUGGAAAGAGAUUCCAGGUGCCUCUCAAACCGACUCGGAUGUCUUCUGCAACAAGACAAUCAAGAGCUCUCUGAGGAGAGAGCUGGUGGACGGACACCAUUUAAGGUUUUGUCUGACAAACUCUGUUGACUCCUGGUGCCAAACUAAAUUCUCCAUAUACCCUUCACUUUCACUCCAGGCCUCCAGAGGUGCUCCUGAUAGUGAUAACGGCAGCUCGGUGGUGCUGAAAGUAGGCAGUUUGGUUCUGCUUCUGGCAUUGGCUGUAGUUAGUGUGGUGCUCAUGCACUUUGUCAAAAAGAAGAAGCCCCAGUAUCAGCCCCAGCUCCAGAUGAUCCAGAUGGUUGGACCCAAUGACAAUGAUUACAUCUACAUUAACUUCAAAGACUUUCAGUAUGACCAGAAAUGGGAGUUUCCCAGGGAGAACCUGGAACUGGGUAACGAACUGGGCUCUGGGGCUUUUGGCAUGGUGGUCCAGGCUACAGCUUAUGGCAUCAACAUGCCCGGAGUCUCACAACAGGUGGCUGUCAAGAUGCUCAAAGAGAAACACCAGGCGGUGGAGAAAGAGGCUCUAAUGUCAGAGCUCAAGAUGCUGACUCACAUAGGGAACCACGCCAACAUUGUUAACCUGCUCGGUGCAUGCACAGACUCAGGACCCAUGUAUCUGAUUUUCCAGUACUGUUGUUAUGGAGAUCUACUGAACUACCUAAAGAAAAACAGAGAGCACUACCACAAGUCUGUGACUGAUGCUUUCAACAAGGACCGUUUCAGCAGCCUCUACCACAACCUGCAGCCCAGGAGAAGCUACAGUGAACUCGACAAGGCGGUGGACAAUUACGUGCCGAUGCACCGCUCUACCACCAGAGGGCAGGAGGACAUCGCCCUCCUCACCCUCAACUCUGGUAACAUGAACAGCUUUGAAGAUUCAUCUCCAGAUCCAGAAACCUAUGAAAACCUGGGCUAUCAGACAGAGGACCUGCAAACCCUGACCUUUGACGACCUGCUCAGUUUUGCCUUCCAAGUGGCCAAAGGCAUGGAGUUCCUGUCCUCCAAGAAUUGCAUCCAUCGAGACCUGGCAGCUCGAAACGUGUUAGUGACAAAGGGCAGACUGGUGAAAAUCGGUGACUUUGGACUGGCCCGGGACAUCGACAACGACUCCAACUAUGUCGUGAGAGGAAAUGUGCGCUUGCCGGUGAAGUGGAUGGCACCAGAGAGUACCUUUCAGGGGAUAUACACCAUGAAGAGCGACGUCUGGGCUUAUGGCAUUCUGCUGUGGGAGAUCUUCUCCCUCGGUGUUACUCCGUACCCGGGCAUGAAGGUGGAUCACACUUUCUAUUCAAUGAUUGAGAAAGGAUUUAAGAUGGAGUGUCCGUACUACGCCAACGAUUCUGUGUAUGGGAUUAUGUGUAAGUGUUGGGCCCUGGAUCCCUGCGACCGGCCAUCUUUCUCCAAACUGGUGUCCUUUAUGAGUGAUCAGCUGACAGACAGAGAGGAGGAGCUCUACCAUAACAUGUCCAACCAGACAUCCAGCGACUACCAGAACACACUGGUCACUCUGGACAUUUCCGCCUUGACAAAACAGAGUGAGAGCAAGACGGGGUCGGACAAUGACUACUGUCAAACCCACGCAGCUGAGGAAAGCAAAGAGGAGACAUCCGACUCAGACACUGUGGCAGCUGAGGAAAAGCUUCUGAAGCCAUCUGAUACAGAGUAAUCAGCGACCACCGUGGUGCACGGUGACCAAAUGUUCAAACCAUUUUCUCUAUAUUUUACAACAAGAUAUUUAAAAUGAUUCUCACAAUAAUAUUAAGCUUACAGUUACAGUUACAGAAUACACUGGCUUUAUAUUCUGUAAAAAUAUUGGAAGCAUUUUUAGACUUGCAGGUGAAAUUGAAUAAAACAUAUGUAGCAUAUAUUAUCACAUAUAUUUUCAUAAUCUGAAGAAGUAACAAGACAUGCAAGGUUUUCAUUAUGCAUAUGGAAUUUCAUUUAGAAUUAUGAUGAUAUUGUCUGAAUGUAAAUACAGUAUUUUUGUUUCUAUUGUGCAGCUGAAAAUGAAAAACUGGUUUAAUGACGGGAUCCUAAAUAUUCUCAGUAAUAUAGUACUAUAUUGUAGUAUAUACAGUACUCUCUCUCUCUAUAUAUAUAUAUAUAUAUAUACACACACACACACACACACAAACACACACAUAUAUAGACAUAUACAUAUUCAUUCAUUUAUGUACGCAAGCAGGCCUAUAUAUGUAUACUGUAGCAAAUGAUUAACUUUUGGUUUUAUAUUUUCUGAUUUGCAAUGGAAUGUAACAAUAAUUAUUUCUUGUGGUCUCUUAAAUUAUGGCAGCAGCUCUCAAAUGAGGAAUGAACCCAAUUUUGGAACACGUUCAUAUAUAUAUAUAUAUUAAAAUAUUUUAAUUAAUUUUACAUUGUAUUGUCUGUGUGAGUAUUAUACCUGCAAUAAAAUGUGCUUUACACAUUGGA